CGUUUUUACCAUGAGGUGGACAUCUGCAAUGUCCCCCGCAACACUUGUAUAGUAUAAUACUGUGCAGUGCCGUUUUUUUGUUAAGAGGUAUCGAAUGAAACCGGGUAAGAAAAAUGCCUCGCGUCUCCUUGGCCUAUAAUACUUUGCUUUUUCGAAGGCAUGUCAACCACGGCUAUUCGGGGAUGGUUAUGUUGGAUAACUUUUCGUAUCCCAUCGUACCGUAA
Molecule: messenger RNA, 224 nt
Organism: Tuber melanosporum (Perigord truffle)
Lineage: Eukaryota; Fungi; Ascomycota; Pezizomycetes; Pezizales; Tuberaceae
Exons: 1
Coding region: 114-224 (36 amino acids)
Source: RefSeq, a predicted model, not a curated record